AUGUCAUUGUGCUUAAAUUCAGAGACAAUGCCCUGUAAGAAAAAGAAGGUAGUCCAAUUUGUGCACUCCAGUCCUGCACAGAAAUCUGCAAAGGCAGUAUCCAAUAAAUACAAACUAAAAGGGAAGAGGAUGAGUCCGAGAAAGAAGAAAGAGGAUGGCUCAUGCAAGACCUUCUGUGAGGCCAAUAACAUCAGUGAUCCGACAAACAUCCUCAAAAUCUUCCAAGGACUGAUGGUGACUGGAAGGCCUUUGGGCCUCGACGAAACAUCGCUAACAACAGGGAUCUCUGGUGAAACCAAUUUUAUUAUGAUUGAUCGAAACGAUGUAAUUCGAACCUCCUUUGACGAAAUAAACGACAUCCCUGACCUAAGGAAAUGUUUAGAGGUUCAAUUUUAUGGUGAGACUGCUGUUGAUUAUGGUGGACCAAGAAAGGAAUUAUUCUGCCUUAUUCUUCAAACUCUACAGACUGAAUACUUUGAUCCUGUGAAAGAGUGGUGUAACAAUUAUGAAAUCAUUGGAAAGAUAAUGGCCCUGAGUACACUCCAAAACGGUAGGCUACCACGACUUUUAACAGCAGAAAUAGUACAGGAAGUGUUUUUUAGCGAUUCGGAACGACCAUGCGUAUUUGAUCUAAGAAAGGGACUAGACAGUCUAGGGCUUAUACAGCUAACCCGUGAAAUGCCAUCAUUCAUUCACUUAUUCACUCCAAAAGAGCCAACCCCUGUAACUGUAAAAAUGGUAACGCAACUAAUGGAACCACAUUUCAGUGAAGAAGGAUCCAACCGCAGAACAUUGGAAUCUGCAAUAUACUCACGAUUUAUUAAAUACAUACGGGAAGCAGCAAGUGAACGUAGGCAGCCAGUUACUCUUGGAAAGGUGCUGAAAUUUGUUACUGGAACAGAAGAAAAGCCUGUGUUGGGAUUUUCGUUGAAGCCAUCCAUCCACUUCUCAGAAAACAAUCAUUUUUGCCAUCCGCCAAUACAUGUAUCAACUGCUUAAAUUUGACCAUUCCCUCCGAGACUGCGGCUAUUCCAAAUGACACCGAGCUGUUCAACCUGUAUGAUUAUGCCUUCUCAAAUGACUUUUUUGGACUGCAAUAAAUUUGAUCAAAUGUGUGAGACAGGGGAAAAGAACUACUUGAGAUAAUACAGCCACGGUGUA
Dreissena polymorpha is the source of this 1161-nucleotide messenger RNA. RefSeq lists its product as uncharacterized. The transcript is spliced from 7 exons. Bases 1 to 999 code for a protein of 332 amino acids. Gene Ontology annotation, molecular function: ubiquitin-protein transferase activity. NCBI's taxonomy places the organism in Eukaryota, Metazoa, Mollusca, Bivalvia, Myida, Dreissenidae. The record is from RefSeq and is a predicted model, not a curated record.